Molecule: messenger RNA, 942 nt
Organism: Penicillium lagena
Lineage: Eukaryota; Fungi; Ascomycota; Eurotiomycetes; Eurotiales; Aspergillaceae
Product: cut8/STS1 family protein
Exons: 2
Coding region: 1-942 (313 amino acids)
Biological process (GO): proteasome localization; nuclear protein quality control by the ubiquitin-proteasome system
Cellular component (GO): nucleus
Source: RefSeq, a predicted model, not a curated record
AUGAACAGCCUGGUGGCCACGCCUCCUGUGCCUCCCCAUUUCUACGAGCAUCCUCGACACUCUCCUUCCCGUAUAAUGUCUACACCAUCCUCCUAUACCUCCCGGAAGCGGAAAGCUGACGACGAUGGCAAUGACCACGACGGACGCAUGUCUGCCUCCCCAACCAACUCACCCGCCUUCACCCCUCGCCAGCUGCCUCCCAUGCGGAACAUCAAGCGUUCCCGGCCGAACAUUUCAGGCCGUCCGCUGGCUCUACCUCGCCUGCUAGAAACGCUGGACACAGAUGCCUUACGGGCGGUGGUUCGGACCAUGUGCGAGCGCCACCCCCAGCUCGCCGACGAGGUGGUACACACCUCCCCCCGACCCAGCGUCUCCUCGACUCUGCAGGUGCUCCGAAAUUACCAGGCGGCUCUCCAGUCGUCGUUCCCCCUGGGUGGCAACACCGAGUCCGACUACGCCUACAACCGAGUCCGCCAGCCGCUCAGCAACCUCCUCGACGCCCUGAAUGACUUCACGCCCAACUUCCUCCCCCCGAACGAGCCGCAGGCGUCCACCUCGUUGAGCUAUCUCGACGGAGCCACGGAUAUCAUCCAUGCCCUGCCACGAUGGAGCACGCUCCAGAACAACUUCGAGCGGGACUCCGCCUACGAUGAGAUUUGCAAGGCUUGGAUCCUGGUGAUCCGAGAAGCAGGCAAACGGGGCGGUGGCAUCCAGCUUCAGUAUGGCGGCUGGGACCAGACGCUGGCCAAACACAACCAGAACUCCGGAGGGAAGCUCCAGGCGGCGGUGAACGAGUUGGGCUCCAGUCUGGGGUGGAUGGCCGGGUCCGACAACACCCCCUCUCACAGUCCUGGCGGUGGUAGUGAAAUGGGCUCGAUACGAGAUCAGCUUCUCUCGGGCACCUAUGGGCUGGGGACUCCUGUCAAGGUUGGCCCCUGGUGA